GAAAGAUAGCAUUAUUCUAACCUUGUCGGCCAGGCGCAACGUUUGUGGCGUUUACUCGUCCCGCGGCGACAGUAAGCAAAGUUAAGUUUUAAGGCAGCAACAAUUGUUUCAAAUUAUUUUUUUUUUUUUCGUUUUGCUGCCACAGUUGAACCGUCGCAAUUUCAAAGAGCAACGCGUUUCUUUUCUAUAAUUCAAACGAGAGAAGAGAAGAAUAUUAACACGUGAUCGAAAAAAUGUCUUGCACCAGAAAUCAACAGACAAAUGGUGAAGCAAAUCUCGCUUCACCAAGAAAAAAACAGCGGACAUCUAUAUCAGGACCACUCUCUAAGGUCACCGUUGUUUUGGGUGCUCAAUGGGGUGAUGAGGGAAAAGGAAAAGUUGUCGACGUUCUCGCCAAUAAUGUUGAUAUUGUCUGCCGAUGUCAGGGAGGAAAUAAUGCAGGUCAUACUGUAGUAGUUGACAAGACCGAAUUUCAUUUUCAUCUUCUGCCAAGUGGAAUUAUCAAUCCAAGAUGCAAAUCUGUUAUAGGAAAUGGAGUUGUUAUUCAUUUACCGGGACUUUUUGCUGAACUUGAAGAAAAUGAGGAAAAAGGUUUAAAAGAUUGGAGGGAUAGACUUGUUAUUUCUGAUAGGGCACAUUUGGUUUUUGAUUUUCAUCAGCAAGUCGAUGGAUUACAAGAGCAAGAAAAGGGAAAUCAAUCAUUAGGAACAACAAAAAGAGGAAUUGGUCCAACAUAUUCAUGUAAAGCAUCAAGAAAUGGUCUUCGUGUUGGUGAUCUUUUGGGUGAUUUUGAUAAAUUUGAGGACAAAUUUAAAACCUUGGUUGAAUCUUAUCAGAGAAUGUUUCCUAAUCUACAAGUUGAUAUCAAAAGUGAAUUGGAACGUUAUAAAGAAUACUCUGAACGUGUGAGGCCUCUUGUCAAAGAAACAGUACAUUUUCUUCAUAUGGCACUUCGUGAGGGAAAAAAAGUUCUCGUUGAAGGUGCAAAUGCAGCUUUAUUGGACAUUGAUUUUGGAACUUAUCCUUAUGUAACAAGUUCGAAUUGUAGUAUUGGAGGUGUUUGCACUGGUCUUGGAUUACCACCAAAUACAAUUGGUGAGGUUAUUGGUGUUUGUAAAGCUUAUACAACAAGAGUUGGCGAUGGACCAUUUCCAACGGAACUUCUCGAUGAAACUGGUGAUCUUUUACAAAAUAGAGGUCGCGAAUUUGGUGUAACAACAAAACGCAGAAGACGUUGCGGUUGGCUUGAUCUUCCUCUUCUUAGAUUUACAGCCUUAGUCAAUGGAUACACUGCGCUUUGUCUGACAAAAUUGGACAUUUUGGAUACAUUGUCGAAGAUUAAAAUUUGCGUUGGUUAUCAUUUAAAUGGAGAGGAAAUUGAUUAUGUACCUAGUAAUUCGGUUGAAUUUGCCAAGGUUGAAGUAAUAUAUGAAGAAAUGGACGGAUGGAAAUCAAGUACGGAAGGUGCACGAUCAUUGGAUAAAUUACCGCCUAAUGCACAAAAAUAUGUUCGAAAAAUUGAAGACUACUUGGGUAUUCCAGUUAAAUGGAUUGGUGUUGGAGCCGGAAGAGAAAGUAUAAUUGCUCUUUGACAAUUUUCCGAGAAUGAAUCGCCUGAACGCACCAAUUUUAGUGCAUUAUUAUUUGAAAUGAAUAAAUUUUUCGUGUCUGAAAGCUGAUGAUUUGGCACCAAAGUGGUAAAAAAAAAAAAGAAAAACAAAAACAACAGCAACAAAAAAAAAGAAUAAACAAAAAUCAAUUAGACUAAUUAUAAGAUUAGCAACAGUUUUUAAAAAAAAAUCGAUAAUUAAAGCUUGUACGAUCUCCUAUAUAGUAUUGCUUGCACGCAAAAUCUUUGCACUGAUUAAGGAGUGAUUUUUUUUUUUUUUAAAGUGUAAUGAGUUAAAAUGAAGACUCUUUUAGCUCGUAUCGUUAUAUAUAAAUAUUUAAAUUUGAGAAUAAGAUGAGCCCAAUAUAAAAUA
This is a messenger RNA of Leptopilina boulardi, 1982 nucleotides long. It is a transcript of the gene Adss, whose product is annotated as adenylosuccinate synthetase. Gene Ontology annotation, cellular component: cytoplasm. The coding region runs from base 234 to 1592 and encodes 452 amino acids. The record is from RefSeq and is a predicted model, not a curated record. Gene Ontology annotation, molecular function: GTP binding; adenylosuccinate synthase activity. The transcript is spliced from 6 exons. Lineage: Eukaryota; Metazoa; Arthropoda; Insecta; Hymenoptera; Figitidae. Gene Ontology annotation, biological process: IMP metabolic process; 'de novo' AMP biosynthetic process.